Messenger RNA from Fimicolochytrium jonesii, 2373 nucleotides. Its product is annotated as DNA repair protein rad32. The record is from RefSeq and is a predicted model, not a curated record. Gene Ontology annotation, biological process: double-strand break repair via homologous recombination; telomere maintenance; double-strand break repair via nonhomologous end joining. Lineage: Eukaryota; Fungi; Chytridiomycota; Chytridiomycetes; Spizellomycetales; Powellomycetaceae. Gene Ontology annotation, cellular component: nucleus; Mre11 complex. The coding region runs from base 1 to 2145 and encodes 714 amino acids. Gene Ontology annotation, molecular function: DNA endonuclease activity; manganese ion binding; 3'-5'-DNA exonuclease activity. The transcript has 13 exons.
AUGUCGGCCUCAAGGCGAAGGCCCACUCAGGCAAAGAAGCCUCCUCCCGUCGUGGAGGAGGAGGAGGACGAGGUAGCAGCGGUCGAACAACCACCACCGCCAGCAACCCCAGUCCAAGCGGCUGCGGAGAUUGUUGAAGAUGCGGACGCAAACACCUUCAAAAUUUUGGUCGCUACCGACAACCAUAUUGGCUACCUCGAGAAGGACCCGAUAAGAGGAAAUGACUCUUUUGAGACGUUCGAGGAAAUUCUUAAGUUGGCUCAAGAACAAGCAGUGGACUUCAUUCUUCUAGGAGGAGACCUCUUCCACGACAAUAAACCGUCCCGAAAGUGUAUGCACAAAACGAUGACGUUACUGAGAAAGUACUGUAUGGGGGAUCGUCCAUGUCCCGUUGAAUUCCUGAGUGAUUCGAAAGAGAACUUUUCCAACGGUUUUGGGACUGUAAACUAUGAGGAUCCAAAUUACAAUGUCGGAAUGCCGAUCUUCUCGAUACAUGGGAACCAUGACGAUCCAUCAGGGGACGGAAGUCUAUGUGCUCUAGACCUCCUUAGCGCCGCAGGAUUGGUCAACUAUUUUGGAAAGCAGGUGGAGGUGGACGACAUCACCAUCAAACCCAUCUUACUCCGGAAGGGCGAAAGCAAAUUGGCGCUGUACGGUCUUGGCAACGUCCGGGACGAGCGGCUGAACAGGACAUUUCAGAAGAAGAAAGUGAAGAUGUUUCGGCCGAGUGAGGGCACUGAGGACUGGUUCAACAUGCUGGUCAUACAUCAGAACAGAGUUGCCCACGGUCCCAACAACUACAUUCCGGAAAACUUUUUGGAUGACUUUCUGCAACUGAUCCUAUGGGGUCAUGAACACGAAUGCUUGGUCCACCCAGUACAGAACUCGGCCCAAGACUUCUACAUCACACAACCAGGAUCAUCUGUUGCUACAUCGCUCUGCGAAGGCGAAGCUGUCCCAAAACAUGUGGCUAUCCUGCGAAUCAGUGGCUCAGACUUCAACCUAGAGCCUGUGCGCUUGAGGACGGUGCGACCAUUCAUCAUGGACGACGUGGUGCUUCAAGACAUCGAGGACCUCAGGCCGAAGGAUGAGAAAAUGGUCAAUCAGUUCCUGCAAGAGCGGGUCGAACACAACAUCGACUCAGCACUACAAGAUUGGCUCGAGUUAAACCCGGAUGUGCCCGAGAAGGAUUGGCCAAAGCCAUUGGUUAGGCUGAAGGUUGAGUAUAGUGGAGGCUUCACAACGUUCAACCCCCAACGAUUCGGGCAACUGUACGUCAACCGCGUCGCCAAUCCGAAAGACAUCCUACAUUUUUACAGAAAGCGCGCGCAAACGGGAGGUGCAGGAAAGAAGAAAGAAGCAAUCAACAUGGACGCCUUCCUCCCCGAAAGGCUGGAGAACUUCAGGGUCGAAGAUCUGGUUGCGGAAUACCUCACAGCCCAAAAUCUGGAUAUCUUGCCGGAGAAUGAACUUGGGGAUGCGGUCCGAAUGUUUGUGGAGAAGGAUGAUAAGGAUGCUAUCAAAGACUUCGUGAGAGAGUCCCUAGUACGAACACAAACAUAUUUGAAAGGAACGUCCAACACCGAGGACGACGAUAAGAUCAAAGACGAGAUCGAGCGGGAGAAAAAGGCCCGCUUUGACCAAUUCGCCGCGGAAAGCGCGGAAAGAAGGAACAAACCCGAGAUGCUUUCGGCAACGCGUAGUGGAAGGCCCGCGGCCUCCCGGAGAAACGAUGAUGACGACAUGGACGUCGUGGAAGACAGCUUGGAGGAAGACGAGGUUCCAACCACCCGAAAACCUGCUGCGAAGAGGGGCGCAGCCACCAGAGGACGGGGAGGAAAGCGCGGAGCGUCAACCGCCGCUAAAGGGAAAGGGCGUGGGAAGGCCGCCACCGUGAUCGAAGACACCGACGACGACCCCAUCGUGGACGAAGAUCCCCUCCCAUCCUCCUCCAAACCCACAACCGCUAAACGCAAACUCCCCGGCUCCAUGGCAUCCACCAACACCGGCCGGGCCCCCAAACGCGCCGCCGUUGCCGCCCCCGCCGCCGCUUCCAGCAGCACCAGGACGAGACAGACGAGGUUGGCGUUUGGUGGGAGCCAGCAGCAACCUAUCGUGCUUGAUGGGGAUGAUGAUGAUUUGUAAGGCGGGUGUGCGACGGAGGAUAGGGGUUUUCUAGGGAUCUUUAUGUGAGAUGGUUUACUAAGGCUGUAGCUAGCGUAGCUUCCGUUUCGUAGCUUUCAUGUUCGGAACGCAUUUUACGCACGGCGUGGGUUGUUUAGGUCCCGAUUUAUACAGUAUAUUCCACGACGGCGAAUACAUAUGAUGAUUGCCAAGAACCACAGCAGAACAUUCAUAUUAGUUUAAGACAGC